Messenger RNA from Naegleria lovaniensis, 1020 nucleotides. RefSeq lists its product as uncharacterized. NCBI's taxonomy places the organism in Eukaryota, Heterolobosea, Eutetramitea, Acrasida, Naegleriidae. Bases 1 to 1020 code for a protein of 339 amino acids. The record is from RefSeq and is a predicted model, not a curated record. The transcript has a single exon. Gene Ontology annotation, biological process: positive regulation of transcription by RNA polymerase II; negative regulation of transcription by RNA polymerase II. Gene Ontology annotation, molecular function: DNA-binding transcription factor activity, RNA polymerase II-specific; RNA polymerase II cis-regulatory region sequence-specific DNA binding; zinc ion binding.
AUGUCCUCUCCACAACAUUCCACUCCACAAGCUGUAUCAAACUCUAAUUUAUCAACUCGAACAUCAUCCAUGAUACCUGCAUGGAUUCGUGGCAAUAGAUAUGGAAUCCAACCAAACACUUCUACUACACAUGCACGGAUUAGAAAGAAAAAAUGUGCAUCCCUUCAUACAUCCGGUGACAAUGAAGAAGAAUCACACUGUAAUCAUCGUUCCAACACAAAUAGAAAAUCCAAACCAACCAUACCACUCACAUGUGAAAAUUGUAAAACAGUAGAGACACCUGUUUGGCGAAAGGGAUCUAAUGGCGAGCCAUUGUGCAACAAGUGUGGUCUUUAUGUAUUGAGACAUGGCAAAAGCAGGCCACUUGAAUUUGAUUCUAUUCGAGAAAUUAGAAAGAGAAGGCAAGAAGACGAAGUCAAUCAUACAUGCAACGGUGAAAACACCAAGCGUAAGAAUGAGGGGUGUGACAAUGUAGAGACCUCACAGAAAAAGACCAAGUACGACAAAAAUCCAAACGUUCAAACAAGCUCUUCUAAGGCCCUAAGCCAUUCUUCCUCACCAAUGAGUAAUUAUGGAAAUAAUGACUGUUUCGAAAGCCAAUCCAUGCUGCGGCUAAAACAACAACUGGAAGAGGCAGUCCAGAAAUAUCCAGAGGUAGUAUGUACCUUGAUUUCACUCGUUCGAAAGCAUGUAUUGCCGCAACAUAUUGCAAGACAAUCCUUUCUUCUUUCUCAACAACCUCAUGAAACCUCGAACGAGUGUGAUCAAUCGUUGUUGCAUGUCUUUGAAGAACCACAACAACAUCCUCCCGCCAUCCUUUCCAGUGUAAAGAGUGAUACGAAGAGUGAUAGGGAAAUAAUUCGUAACUUCUCACCAUGUUCGUAUGAGAGCAGUUCCAGCUGUCGAAGUGGAAGCCGUUAUGAGGAAGAGAAAGAAGCGGAAACUGACUCUGAUUCAUGGUACUUUUUUUCAUCAGAGGCUGAACUUAGUGAAAAUUCUGAUAAUGAAAGCAAUGUGUGA